CAAUAAAAACGUGAGUUUUGAGGAGGUAGCACGUCCAAGAAAAGAAACAGUAAACGAUAGUAAAACCUAGUGAGCACGCAAACGCAAGUAAGAGCGCACACAAACAAAGCAAAGAAAGUCAAAAGAGUCAUACUUACAAACUCCAAUUAAUUAAUUAAUCUCCAUAACUUAGUUAAUCAAAUCAUUAAUUUUCCACCUCCUCUCUUUCAAUUCUAUCCCAUCCAUUCAUCUCAUCCAUUAAAAAUUUCCAUUUUCAUUUCAAAACAACAAAACUCCGUCCAUGUGGACUAUUUAUAUAAAGCCUCACCCUUCCUUUCUUGUACUAAUAUAAUAAUAAUCUCUCUCUCUCUCUCUCUCUCUCUCUCUCUCUCUCUCUCUCUCUCUCUCUCUCUCUCUCUCUCUCAAUCUAGCUAUAUAUUUUUGUUUUGAGAGUGGCCAACUAUAAGGGAUUUAAUCAACAUAUCUAUCAAUGGAUGUAAAGGGAAGAGGAAACAAAAACAACCUUAUGAUGAGUAGUAGUGAUCAAGAGGAUGAGAUGGACCUUAGAAGAGGGCCAUGGACCGUGGAUGAAGACUUAACCCUCAUGAAUUACAUUGCUACUCAUGGUGAAGGUCGUUGGAAUACCCUAGCCAACUCUGCUGGUCUCAAACGAACGGGAAAGAGUUGUAGAUUAAGGUGGUUGAACUAUCUUCGACCUGAUAUUAGACGUGGAAACAUCACACUCGAAGAACAACUUUUGAUCCUCGAGCUCCAUACUCGUUGGGGUAACAGAUGGUCGAAAAUAGCCCAAUAUUUACCCGGAAGAACGGACAACGAAAUAAAGAAUUAUUGGAGAACUCGUGUACAAAAACUUGCGAAACAACUCAAAUGUGAUGUCAAUAGCAAGCAAUUCAAGGACACCAUGCGCUACCUUUGGAUGCCAAGGCUAGUCGAACGAAUUCAAGCAGCAGCCGUCGCCACUACCACCACAACAACUGUCGCCACCAAUGCCAUAUACAACUACACCAACAAUAUUAAUCACAGCGCCAAAAUAAUGGGUUCAACUCCAACAAUUACAAACAAUGAAUUUGUGAGUUCACAACCACACAUGACACAAAGUUAUACCCUAGAGAGAAGCAACACAACCGCAUCAUCGGAUUCAUUUGAGAAUAAGGUUUCAACAAUAUCAGAUUUGGGUGAUAAUAAUCAUAAUUAUUAUGCAAGUUUUGGUAAUAACGAUAACCCUAAUCCUAAUUUAGAUUAUUAUCAACCCUUUCAUCAAUCGUCAGGAUUGUUCUAUCCAGAAUUCGAUUUCCAAUCCAUGGAACCAAACACGCCGUGGAUGCAAAAUGGGGACUCAUCCGACAUUUUUUGGAAUUCUGAAAACAUGUUGUUUUUACAACAACAACUCAUGAAUAACACCAUGUAAAAACGAUUAUUUGAUGGGAGUAGGAGAAUAAUCUUUUAUAAUGAAAAAUAAAAAUAUAAAAACAGAUUGUUGAAAGUAGAAACAUCAAAUUAAAAAUAAAAAAAAAAAUCAUAUUUAGGGCACAAACAAAGGAUGUAUUGACAUAUAUCUUCAAUUGUUGAUUAUAUUUGUUAUAGCAUAAUUAAAGAGAAGAAAUUAGUUGGUGGAUAAUUUAUUUUUCAGUUUUUAAUUAGCAUAUCUUUUUUUUUUCUUUCAAAUUUUAGAGGUGGUUGUUGAAAUAUUGUAAUUUAACCUUUUCUUUAUAUGAUUUCAUUCUUUGGUUGA
This is a messenger RNA of Trifolium pratense (red clover), 1732 nucleotides long. RefSeq names its product transcription factor MYB108-like. The transcript is spliced from 3 exons. Gene Ontology annotation, cellular component: nucleus. NCBI's taxonomy places the organism in Eukaryota, Viridiplantae, Streptophyta, Magnoliopsida, Fabales, Fabaceae. The record is from RefSeq and is a predicted model, not a curated record. The coding region runs from base 470 to 1408 and encodes 312 amino acids. Gene Ontology annotation, biological process: regulation of DNA-templated transcription. Gene Ontology annotation, molecular function: DNA-binding transcription factor activity; sequence-specific DNA binding.